Molecule: messenger RNA, 1479 nt
Organism: Macadamia integrifolia
Lineage: Eukaryota; Viridiplantae; Streptophyta; Magnoliopsida; Proteales; Proteaceae
Product: glycine-rich RNA-binding protein 2, mitochondrial-like
Exons: 5
Coding region: 137-1057 (306 amino acids)
Molecular function (GO): RNA binding
Source: RefSeq, a predicted model, not a curated record
UUGACAUUAGCAAUAAAUAUACCCCUGCUGGCAUUUCGUAAACCCUCAUCUGCUAAAAUCUAAGAAAGGGUUUUAAGAAAGGACGAAGGUUUUAGCAGCGCAGUACACCUCGAGGAUCCUCUCCAAGGUUCUAACAAUGGCUUUCAUUAGUAAAUUGGGGAAUCUACUGAAGCAGUCUGUAAGCAGACAUGCCAAUUUACAACUGUCAGCAUCCAACCCUUCUAUUUUCCAAGCCAUAAGAUGCAUGUCAUCUUCAAAAGUCUUUAUUGGAGGCCUUUCAUAUAGCACAGAUGACCAAUCCUUGAGAGAAGCAUUCACCUCUUAUGGUGAGGUCGUUGAAGCGAGGGUGAUCAUGGACCGUGAAACAGGUAGAUCCCGGGGAUUUGGCUUUGUUACUUACACAUCUAGUGAGGAGGCUUCUAGUGCCAUUCAGGCUUUGGAUGGGAAGGAUCUUCAUGGCCGAAUGGUAAAAGUGAACUAUGCCACAGAUAGGGCAGGAGGGUUCCGCAGUGGCGGAGGCUACGGUGGUGGUGGUGGCGGCUAUGGUGGCGGAGGCUACAGUGGUGGUGGUGGCUAUGGUGGUGGAGGCUACAGUGGUGGUGGUGGCUAUGGUGGCGGAGGCUAUGGUGGUGGAGGUGCAUAUGGUGGCAGUGGUGGUGAUAACAGCUAUGGGAGUGGAGGGGGCAGUGGUUAUGGUGGUGCUGGCAACUAUGGCAGCAGUGGGGAUUAUGGUGCCACAGGUGGUGAUGGUGGAAGCGGCUUUGCUGGUGGAAAUGUUGCUGGGUAUGGAGGCAGUGCCAGUGGUGGAAGCAGCUUUGGUGCAGGUGGUGGUGCUGGUAGUGAUAGUUUCACUAGUGGUGCUUCUGUGGGUGGAGAUGGUAGCUUUGCAACUGGCUCUUAUGGUAGCAGCACGGGUGUGGGUGGUAGUUUUGAUCAGUAUGGUAGCAACCAAGUCAACAAUGCAGGUGCUGCCAAAGGUUAUGGCCAGGAAGAUCCACAAGGAAAUUACAUGGACAAUGAUGAUGAACCUGAUGUCUAUGCAAACAAGAGGAGCUGAUGGAUUGAACCUCCUCCACCGUCGCCAAUGACAAUGUCUUGUGGAGUCUUGAGUUAGAUGCGGAAUUGAUACGUAGAGCAGAAAACAACAAACUGAUGGAUGGAGUGCAUGAUGCUUCGUUCUUCAACCGGGUAGAGAACUGUCUUUGUCUCUGUUUCUGUUUGCAGCCCAAAAUUUUCUAGUUCUGUUCUUUUUUAGCCGCUUUUUCCCCCAUUUAUUUAAAUUCCUUCCCUUUUGUUUCCUCCGUUUUUGUUUUCAGAAAAAAAAAACAUGGUUUGAACUUCUGACUUCUAUCUAAAGAAAACUGACACGCUAGUGCAAUUAGUAGUUGAUGCAUUUGUGUAAAACAUGAAUAUUGGCAAAUACUUGUCCUCAGUGUUAUGCAACAUUUUUAUGUAAAAUCAAUGGGAAAAGGUUUCUUA